GUACCAGGGACGGAACUAGUGAUAAUCGGACUUCAGAUUCAACAGGCUUGAUGCUGUGCGGCACAGCGCUGGAUUGGCAACACAAUUAUAGGUAGGCUUCAUGGAAAAUUUCAAAGUCCUCGUCAUCGGAGGUUCACGAAACAUAGGGUAUUACUCUGCCGUCCGACUACUAGCUCUCGGCGCUACCGUUACAUUCCUCCUGCGCUCACCACAAGUCUUCGAUCAGGAUGAUGUGAUUCAAAACUACAUCAAGCAAGGUAAAGCCUGCCUCGUCCAAGGCGAUGCUCUCGUGAAGAACGAUGUCCGCCGGGCAUGGUCCGAGGCUCAGCAUCAGCAAGGAGACUAUACCAGACCAGUCGACUUCCUCAUUUUCACAGUCGGCGGAACACCCCAUUUCUCACUAACAAAAGGCUUCAUCUUCACCCCACCAAACCUCGUUACCCAAUCCCUCCUUAACGUCCUCGAGACUCUGCCAUCUCCGCACCCAAAGAUCAUUACGAUCUCGUCUACAGGCCACACGCAAGCCUCCCACCAAUCUCUCCCUCUCCCUCUCAAACCACUCUAUAGCUACCUCCUUUCUGUACCACUCAAAGACAAACGUGGCGCGGAGGAAGCUAUAGCUCAUAGCGCAGGGUGGACUUGGGAUGCAAGAGACAGCGCGGGCGAAGAAAUUUCCGGUGCUGAUUGGACGGGCCGUAUCCCCAAUCCUGGGGAACUCAAGAGUAUCGUCGUUAUCCGGCCCGCAAUGCUAACUGAUGGGAAGUGUCGUGCGGACAUUAAAAGUAAAGGAAGCGAAGCUUAUCGAGUGAAAGAAGGGGAUUGGGAGUGCGGUUGGACGGUUUCGAGGAGGGAUGUCGCGCAUUUUCUCGUGGAGGGUGUAGUGAGGCAUUGGCAGGAGUGGGAGGGGAAGUGUGUGAGUGUUGCGUAUUGAUUAUCAUUAUAUUUGUAGGACUGCAUUCUACAUGUUUUCGACGCCCUUGUAUGUGAACUUUUGGCUCAGCUUUUUUUGCGGCACACUGACGUGCGCAGAUCAUUCGAAAGAUGCAAGCAGAUAACAUAUAUAUGGACCGAAGUAGUGCUUGUGACGGACUGGGACAGUGACCUCCGAGACAGUAUAGUAGAAAUUAUACACUCAAGACAAGGGGACCUGAAC
Suillus clintonianus is the source of this 1153-nucleotide messenger RNA. RefSeq lists its product as uncharacterized. Lineage: Eukaryota; Fungi; Basidiomycota; Agaricomycetes; Boletales; Suillaceae. The transcript has 4 exons. The record is from RefSeq and is a predicted model, not a curated record. The coding region runs from base 101 to 931 and encodes 276 amino acids.